Pelecanus crispus (Dalmatian pelican) is the source of this 642-nucleotide messenger RNA. Lineage: Eukaryota; Metazoa; Chordata; Aves; Pelecaniformes; Pelecanidae. The record is from RefSeq and is a predicted model, not a curated record.
GGGUGUGAAAUUAAAACAGAUUACGGACCUUUAUUGCACACGCUGGCUGAGUUUGGAUGGCUCCUGACCUGUGUCCUGCCUACACCUAUCGUACGACAUGACAGUGAAGGAAAUCUGGCUACAAAGCAAGUUGUUUUUCUUCAGAGACCUGUUAUGUGGAAUUCUGCUGCCCAGACACCAGAGAAGAAAUCCUUAAGACAAGUUACUGGGGAGGAAAAAGGCAAAGUCUCUAGCAGAAGUGUUGGAUUAGACACAGCAACUUCUCGCCCUGUAGAAAUGGGACAACCACCUGAUGAGUUUCACCUGUCUCCUUCUAAACAAUGUUGGAUCAAGGAGGGAUCCUCCCAGUAUGGAGGCUUUCCAGGAUUCAGCAGCAGUGAUGGAGUAUUAAGGGAACUGGAUGAUGGACAAUUUGACCAGGAAGAUGGAGUCACUCAGGUCACGUGUAUGUGAUAAAGUAAGUAACUGCAUCAGAUGGACAUGUACAUAAUUCACACAAAUGUGGGGUUUUUUUUUAAAAAAAAAAAUGAUACUACUUUAAAUGCAUUGGUAUAAUCCUAUGACUUUUCCCAGACUCAUUUUGUAUUUUUGUCUGUUUCUUUGUUGUGUUAGUCCUACUGUAGUAAUAAUACUACUGCAAAA